AUGUUCUCCGUCGUGGUCCCCGGCCGCCCGUGCAUAACAGACAUCAUCGCAGUAGACAGCCAACCAAACGGCCAAGCCACCAAAUUCGCCUUCACAAUCCCACUCACCACCCCCUUCAGCGAGAUAGUAGUCUUCUUCCUCCCCGGUACAACCCUCCCGCCAACCACCGGCGCCGCAAUCUACGCCCAACUCCCGGACCCAACAACCGGCCAACCCUCAGACUUCCGCUUCAUCGGCGCCCUGGCAAACGACAAUCCCUCAGGGAUCUUCAAAGUGCGUCCUGCAACAUCGACACAACGACGCUCCGAAGCCGAGGAGGAAGAUGAUAUGCUCGACGAGGGCGCCGGUGCAGCAACGGGCGUUUUGACGCUGGGUAUCUCGAUUGAAGAAGCGCAGAACAUUGCGCCGCAGCUUGCUGCGCUGGAGGCGGCUAAGCCUUCGAAUCAGAUGUCUAUGGCGCUGGUGCCGCAGAAUGCUGCGCAGAGACAAGUCUCGACGAAGGUGCUGGCGCAGCGUAUCAUUGGCAAUGCGUUCAAUUUCCUGGCUAGCUUUGCUUCGUCGGAUAAGGGGCAGGAUGUCGUGCCGCUUAAGAGCUUCCAUGAUUGGUGGGCGAAGUUUGAGAGGCGCAUUGAGGUUGAUCCUACUUUCUUGGAGCGGGAAGAUCCGAAUGCUACGUGA
This is a messenger RNA of Penicillium bovifimosum, 678 nucleotides long. Its product is annotated as OPI10 family protein. NCBI's taxonomy places the organism in Eukaryota, Fungi, Ascomycota, Eurotiomycetes, Eurotiales, Aspergillaceae. Bases 1 to 678 code for a protein of 225 amino acids. The record is from RefSeq and is a predicted model, not a curated record. The transcript has a single exon. Gene Ontology annotation, biological process: protein import into nucleus. Gene Ontology annotation, cellular component: cytosol; nucleus. Gene Ontology annotation, molecular function: nuclear import signal receptor activity.